CUACUCUUCCGUUCAUGAACUUUUGCGCUCUCGACAGUCAGCCAACCCUCAGCACACCGUCCUCCCCACCGCGUCCCGGAAGUCUCGAAACCACAAAACCCAAAGGAUAGCAACAUGAUCGCCAUAGGUCUCGAAGGUAGUGCAAACAAACUCGGUGUCGGGGUCAUAUCCCACUCGCCUCACGGCAAGCCCGCACAAAUCCUCUCCAAUAUCCGGCACACUUUUGUAUCCCCCCCAGGAGAGGGUUUCCUUCCUAAAGACACCGCAAAGCACCACCGAUCAUGGGUUAUCAAGCUUGUGAAGCAGGCCAUGGCACAAGCUGGCGUCAGCAUAGCUGAUGUCGACUGCAUAUGCUAUACAAAAGGCCCCGGUAUGGGGGCCCCCCUCCAAAGUGUGGCCGUGGCAGCACGGAUGCUGUCGUUGUUAUGGCAGAAGGAACUCGUCGGGGUCAAUCACUGUGUAGGGCAUAUAGAGAUGGGUCGAGAGAUAACUGGGGCUCAGAAUCCCGUGGUUCUAUAUGUCAGUGGCGGAAAUACUCAAGUCAUCGCGUACGCGGAGCAAAGAUAUCGAAUAUUUGGAGAGGCACUGGAUAUCGCUGUUGGCAACUGUCUCGACCGAUUUGCGCGUACCCUGGAGAUUAGCAACGAUCCCGCACCGGGAUAUAAUAUCGAGCAACUGGCGAAGAAGGGGAAGGUCCUGCUUGAUCUACCAUAUGCCGUCAAAGGGAUGGAUUGCUCCUUUUCUGGGAUUUUGGCAAGCAUUGAUAUCCUGGCGGCAGAGCUCAAGGCGAACCCAGAGCAGCGGGAUCCCAUCACAGGGGAAGUCAUCACAACAGCUGACCUAUGCUUCAGUUUACAGGAAACUGUAUUUGCGAUGCUAGUAGAGAUUACGGAGAGAGCAAUGGCACACGUCGGAAGCAACCAAGUACUAAUCGUUGGGGGCGUGGGCUGUAAUGAGAGGCUACAAGAGAUGAUGGGUCUCAUGGCAAAAGAUAGAGGGGGCAGCGUAUUCGCUACAGACGAGCGCUUCUGCAUUGAUAAUGGUAUUAUGAUUGCGCACGCAGGAUUGUUGGCGUACGAGACAGGCUUCAGGACUCCGCUGGAAGAGAGUACCUGUACGCAACGAUUUAGGACCGACGAGGUCUUUGUCAAAUGGAGAGACUGAAGCAUCCCCUGACAAUACUCAGCAUUGUCGAAGCAUGUAUGGGAAGUGAUCUAAUCACGCAAAGGCCUGG
Molecule: messenger RNA, 1234 nt
Organism: Amorphotheca resinae ATCC 22711
Lineage: Eukaryota; Fungi; Ascomycota; Leotiomycetes; Helotiales; Amorphothecaceae
Exons: 1
Coding region: 115-1164 (349 amino acids)
Biological process (GO): tRNA threonylcarbamoyladenosine modification
Cellular component (GO): EKC/KEOPS complex; cytoplasm
Source: RefSeq, a predicted model, not a curated record